AUCACUCAGUCGAACCACUCGAGAGAUAAACAAGACACUCAGCAAGAUGGCAGAAAUCCUACCAGCAGCACCCGCCGCCCCUGCGGCCAAAACGGUGAAGAAGAAGACAGCAAAGCCGGCAAAGAAGGCCGGACCGAGUAUCGCAGAAAUGAUCGUGAAAAACGUCAAUGCCUGCAAGGAGCGGAAAGGUCUUUCGUACGUCGCCCUGAAGAAGAUGUUGGCCACUCAAGGCUUCGAGAACGUCAGUCAGCUCAAACGCACCCUGAAGAAACUCGUAGAGAAGGAGCUCCUUGUGCAGACCACGGGAAACGGUGCUACCGGAUCCUUCAGGGUGCCAAAGAAAGUCGAGAAGGCCAAGCCGGCAGGUAAGAAGCCUCCCGCUAAAGCCAAGAAGCCAGCAACGAAGAGCGCCCCUAAGAAGACUAAAACCACCGCCAAGGCAACCAAACCCAAGUCCCCCAAGAAGGUAGUAAAGAAGGUGCCUGCCAAGAAAUCAACACCCAUAAAGAAGGCCGCCCCCAAGAAGAAGAAGAGUGUUACCCCCAAGAAGAAGGCAACAACCCCCAAGAAACCCGCAGCAAAGAAGGUAUCCAAACCCAAAGCCAAGGCCGCGAAGGCGACCGGAACCAAGUCCACACCCAGGAGGGCAGCCAAGAAGUAAAUCAAAGUUUACUUCCAUCAAACCAAAGGCUCUUUUAAGAGCCACCCAAAUGUUUCCUCUAAGAGCUCCUUCUUCCAUGUGUUUCUCUCUUUAUCUUUAUUUAACCCUGUGUACAUGUUA
Molecule: messenger RNA, 781 nt
Organism: Labrus mixtus (cuckoo wrasse)
Lineage: Eukaryota; Metazoa; Chordata; Actinopteri; Labriformes; Labridae
Product: histone H1-like
Exons: 1
Coding region: 47-661 (204 amino acids)
Biological process (GO): nucleosome assembly
Cellular component (GO): nucleosome
Molecular function (GO): DNA binding; structural constituent of chromatin
Source: RefSeq, a predicted model, not a curated record